AUGUCAUGUUUUGGGAUUACAUGGAUGGUGGCAACAUGUGCAAUUUUCAGUCUCCCGGUCUUGGAAAGUUCUUUGACAAGCUCAACAGUGAAAUCGUAUCUUACAGAUCUGGGAAGCAAUUACAACAAAAACAUAUUUCCAAAGUACAAAAAUUUCGGACAGGUUUCAGUGAUGAUGGGCCUUCAACUUAUUUCUAUCAACGGAUUUGAUGAAGUUUCCGGUAUCCUAGAACUUGUCGCUAAGCUUAAAAUCUCAUGGACUGACGAGAACUUGCAGAGAUUAUACACUCCAACUUAUUCCUCCAUAACGGAAAUCUUGGUACCUCAGGACGACAUAUGGCUUCCAACGAUCACCGUGUACAACUCUGUUGAAUCGUUAAAGAUGGUAGGAGACUCCUCUUACCAUGUUCGAAUUCUUCCCGCCAUCGGGUGGGUUCAGUGGAUCCCGGGAGUGAUAACAAAAACCAGUUGUUCCGUCGAUGCUACCUACUUUCCCUUUGACAAACAAACCUGCGAUAUCACCUUUACUAACUGGGGAUAUCACGAGUCCGAAGUACAUCUUUUUUCAAGAGACCAAGUACUGGAUUUGAGUUUAUUUACUCAGAAUGAACAGUGGUCACUUGCAGGAUCCCAGAUUUCAAAUUCCUCUAAGGGAGGUAACUCUUUCAUUACGUUUUCCGUUACUCUCGAGCGACAACCAACAUGGUUCCUUCUCAAUAUGGUAUUACCCAUCAUUCUUAUCGGUUUGUUGACGGGUCUCGUCUUCCUUAUGCCAGUUGAUGACGGAGAGAGGGUCGGAUACAUCAUCACGGCAUUUCUGACUUUCGCUUUCUUCCUCGACAUGAUUUCCUCCAAUUUACCUCAUACUUCGAACCCGAUGGCUCUAGUUGUCUACUUUCUUACUGUCAUGGUGUACCUGUCGUCUGCUUCUACAAUAGUCACCAUCAUGACGUUGCGAAUCUACGACAAAUCAACUGAAGUUCCUCGUUGGCUGAAAAUAAUCGUUGCCAUAAUCUUAGCAAGGUACUGUUUUCCAAAGAAACAGGUUUCUGAUGAGGAAAUGGCGGGCUGGGCUGCUCCAGAGAAAAAGAACAAAAACAAGAAACCGGAAGUAUUUGCCCCGACUGAUAAUAUAUCGUAUCGUCUAGUGGGACUGGCAUUAGAUAUUCUUUUCUUUAUCGUUUUUGUGUUAGUUAACUUGAUAUGUACAGUUGUAUUCAUUGUCCCCCUUUCCAGCAACGGUUCUUAAGUCUAGA
This is a messenger RNA of Saccostrea echinata, 1255 nucleotides long. Its product is annotated as acetylcholine receptor subunit alpha-like. The transcript has a single exon. Gene Ontology annotation, biological process: chemical synaptic transmission; nervous system process; regulation of membrane potential. Gene Ontology annotation, molecular function: neurotransmitter receptor activity; transmembrane signaling receptor activity; extracellular ligand-gated monoatomic ion channel activity. NCBI's taxonomy places the organism in Eukaryota, Metazoa, Mollusca, Bivalvia, Ostreida, Ostreidae. The record is from RefSeq and is a predicted model, not a curated record. Gene Ontology annotation, cellular component: neuron projection; membrane; synapse. The coding region runs from base 1 to 1248 and encodes 415 amino acids.